Molecule: messenger RNA, 1446 nt
Organism: Pochonia chlamydosporia 170
Lineage: Eukaryota; Fungi; Ascomycota; Sordariomycetes; Hypocreales; Clavicipitaceae
Product: fungal specific transcription factor domain-containing protein
Exons: 1
Coding region: 1-1446 (481 amino acids)
Biological process (GO): regulation of transcription by RNA polymerase II
Molecular function (GO): DNA-binding transcription activator activity, RNA polymerase II-specific
Source: RefSeq, a predicted model, not a curated record
AUGAGUGCCGACGAUAAGAAAAAUAGGGCGACUCAUCCCAGCGAACUGUUCUAUUACGCAGCCCAGCACCAGGUGUUAAUCUGCGUCCCCUGUCAGUAUGCAAUCCAGCCAUCGGCAAUUCCACGUCAUCUCAAGGACAUUCAUCACAUCUACCGUCGGAAACGCGACCCGUUCACUGUAUACGCAAAGACGCUGAAGCUCAAACGCCCGCAGGAUGUGACUCCACCAGCUGGCAAUGAGUUUCCGGUUCCCCAUCUGCUAGUUGAACCCGGAUGGCGCUGCACAUAUUCCACUUGCGAAUACAUGUGUGUUUCAACCAAGAGGAUGCAGAUGCACUGGUCCUCAGAGCAUGGGAGAAGAUGUGACCCCGAUCACAAUAUGGAACCAGUCCAACUGCAGACAUUCUUUCGGGGUAAAUUGCUCCAGUAUUUCACCAACAGUCAUCGGCCGCGAGUUCCUGGCCCGACAGUUAUAACACCUCUGUUACAACAGCAGCUCCAGACAAAGCACAACCUGGACCGCACUGAUCAAAUACUCCUUCAACACUAUUUUGACUCGGCACACAAAAGCUUUGUCACAAAUAAGCAAACAGAGAGUAUCUGGCUGCAACUUGUCCCUCAACUGGCAUAUAAGAACGAGUUCCUUCUGCAUGGCAUACUGGCGUGCGCUGCUCUUCACAUGGCCUACUUGGACUCAGACCAGAGACAGUACGCAAUCCGAGCCUGUGUCCACCAGGAGAUGGCAAUUCCAUCAUUCAGAGAAGCCAUCGGUAGUCCGACGGAACAGAAUUGCGAUGCAAUCUUAGCAUUUGCCUAUUUUCUCGUCGUGUACUCUUUUGCCACUGAUGGGGAAAGUUCACAUAAUUCCUUGCUCCUGAUAAACGACUACUCUGACGGGAAGGGGAAACAGACAUUAAUUAUUCCCCAGUGGCUGCACUUUAUACGUGUGGGCUGUUACAUGCUGCGUGAUGUAUGGGACAAAGUUCAAAACGGGCCAGCCAGCGUUCUCGCAAUGGCGUGGGAAGUGGCCGUGGAUGUGGGUGGCAGUGAGCUACCAUAUCUGGGGCAUUUUAUCGCUCUCGUCCCCGAUGACUCGUCUUGGUCAGAAGAAAGCGUUUCAGUGUACCAUGCGUCUGCUGUCCAGCUGGCCAAGUCAUUUGCAUUCAUGGACAAGAUCGGCAUGGAUUCUGGCGUGAGCACAUGGACUAUUCUCGGCAUGUGGCCCGUCACAGUCGAUGAUGGCUAUAUCGACUUGUUGUAUGAAAGGCAUCCCGGCGCAUUGAUUCUACUGGCGUACUACUGCAUCAUAUUGAAGGAGAUGCAGCAACGGUGGUAUUUUGCAGGACGGGCCGCCAAACUCAUGACUACAAUUGUGGAUUUAUUAGAUGCGAGGUGGAAGCUGUAUAUUGAAGACGCUAUACGCAUAGUUUUAGACGAAGAUGGGUAA